CGCAUAUCUAUUCAUCUUUGCUCCCACCGAGCUUGACCGAGAAACCAGAAAGAACAAGGAGGAGAAAAGGUGGAUAAAGCGAAGAAAAUAAAUACGUUGGGAAGGGACAGGGAAUACGAGACAUAUAGAUUCUGUGUUUGUGUCUUUAGUACCUGAAGGGUGGUGACAACGGGUCUAUUUCAAGCGAGGGGACCAACAAGCAUACAGUGCUGACCACACCUGACACAGUUUACGGCAGUCAGCUCCUCCGUCUUCUCUGAGCAUGGCAGGCCAGUUGUCCUAAUCGACUCGACACAGUGUAUACACAUGAUGCUCCAGACCCAGUACGGUUCUUCCUUCAGACAAUUUAUUUAUCCCUGUACAUCCUCUUCUUUCUGGGCCUUGUGGUUUGGUGACCUACAUCUACUCUACCCAUGAGCCCCUGCAACUAGGGCUCAACCGUUUGACCUUGGCCUGACCUCUCACCUCUUCUCCAAAGCCACGCCCCCUGGUGAAGAGUGUAUGGAGCAGUGUGAGAGCGCCGCGGCUCUGCUGGAGUCGGUGAGGGAGCAGGAGGUGCAGUUUGAGCAGCUGACCAGAGCGCUGGAAGAGGAGAGGAGGAGGGUACGCCUCACCAGCCCCCCGUCCCACAUCCUCCCACACACACAGAACGGGCGCCUGGGGGAGGCAGACAUAGAACGUCUGAAACUGAGUGAGGGAUACAUCAACGGGACACAGUACAGGAUGGUGGACCCAGUGCAUGGCGUUCUAGACGAGAGCUGCACACCAGAAGAUGAUUCACAGGACAUACAGUCUGUCUUCUCAGACGAUGGAACAAAUGGACGGAGGGCAGGGAACGCGAUGAAGAAGGUGAUCACCUCGCGUACCGUCCUUCCCUCUGAUUCGAUGUCCAUCGACGGAGGACUGUCCGUCUCAGGUAUGGGCGGUUACAGUGCCACUCUGGACCGUACCUACAGGCAGGCUGGAGGGGGGGACUACCCCACAGCCACGGUCCCCAGGAACUACCACUACGGCCCCGCGGGGGGGUACGACGACUACAGGAGCGCCCCGCCCUCCGAGGCCUAUGCCAGCCUGAGCAGAGGCACACGCAUGGACGACCGCUACAGACCUGCGGAUGGGUACAGGACCCUGGACUCUGGGUACCGCGCCCCCAGCAGACAGCAGCUGGACCCCUACGCAGCCCAGCCCCAGGUGGGGCGUGGGGUGAGGGGUGUGGGCAGUGCCCUGGAGCUGGGGGGCAUGCGCUACGCCCACCAGGCCCACUUUGGUGUGGAGGAUGACCAGAGGAGUCUGGGAUAUGAUGAUAUGGAGUAUAGUAUGGCUCCUCCUCCCAUGCACCCAGGGUACGGCACCAUGCCACGACUAGGACCAGGCCCUGGAGGACUGGACAGACGCAGGCUCCGGAGUUGCGAGGACACUUUGGACGGGGACAUGGGAGGAGUCGACCCCUACACCUGGGGCGUCAACAUGGCGAUGGAGAGGGGAAGCAUGGCGUCAUUGGACAGCACCCUGAGGAAGGGCCCGCCCACUUCCUGGAGACAACCGGAGCUACCGGAGGUCAUCGCCAUGUUGAACUACCGACUGGACCCGGUCAAAACCAACGCCGCUGCCUUCCUCCAGCACCUCACCUUCAAGAACGACAAGGUGAAGUCGGAGGUGCGUCGUUUAAAGGGGAUCCCCUCUCUGGUCUCGUUGCUGGACAACCCCAAGAAGGACGUGCACCACUCGGCCUGCGGGGCGCUCAAGAACAUCUCAUACGGACGAGACCACGACAACAAGAUCGCCAUCAAGAACUGUGACGGCAUCCCAGCCUUAGUCAGGCUACUGAGGAAGGCCAGAGAGCAGGACCUCACAGACACCAUUACAGGCACACUGUGGAACCUUUCGUCUCACGACUCGGUGAAGAUGGAGAUCGUGGACCACGCGUUACACGCCCUCUCUGACGAGGUGAUGGUGCCGCACUCUGGCUGGGAGAGAGGGCGUGACGGAGGAGAAGAGAGCCUCAAACCACGCCACCUGGAGUGGGAGACGGCCCUCACCAACACGGCUGGCUGUCUGAGGAACGUGAGCUCAGAACGUAGCGAGGCCAGGCGGAAGCUGAGAGAGUGCACGGGAUUGGUGGACUCGCUCAUGUACAUUGUCCAAUCACAGAUCAACCGUAAAGAUGUGGACAACAAGUUGGUGGAGAACAGUGUGUGUCUGCUGAGAAAUCUGUCCUAUCAGGUUCACCGGGAGGUUCCUGGCUGCGAGCGCUACCUGGAGGCCGCGCCCCUAAACCAGGGCCCUGUCCCCGGAUCAAACAAGGCCAGCUGCUUCGGCUCACGGAAGGGCAAAGAUGAGUGGUUUUCCACAGGUCAGAAAGAUGCGGAUGACGGGAGUGCGGACCAGAUCGAUAUCCCAAAGAGGACGACGCCUGCCAAAGGCUAUGAGCUGUUGUUCCAGCCUGAGGUGGUGCGUGUCUACACUUCCCUGCUGAGAGAGAGCAAGAACCCCUCAGUGCUCGAAGCAGCAGCCGGAGCCAUACAGAACCUGUGUGCCGGACGCUGGACUUAUGGCCGGUAUAUCCGGGCCACGGUACGUCUGGAGAAGGGCCUACCUAUGAUGGCAGAGCUGCUGGCUCAUGGGAACGACCGUGUGGUCAGAGCCAUGUCCGGGGCCCUGAGGAACCUGGCCAUCGACAACCGAAACCGCGAGCUGCUUGGUAAGCACGCCGUGCCCCACCUGGUGGCAGACCUGCCGGGUGGCCAGAGCCAGUCUGCACGACCUCUGUCUGAGGAGACGGUGGUGUCUGUGCUGAGCACGCUCACUGAGGUGCUGGGCAACAGCCUGGAGGCCGCCAAGACCCUCAGGGCCUCCCAAGGCAUCGAGAGACUGGUGCUCAUCAAUAAGGAUGGUAAGCGGUCCGAGCGGGAGGUGCGUGGGGCAGGCCAGGUGUUGCAGCUGGUGUGGGGGCAUAAGGAUCUGCGGCGCCCCCUGGAGAAGGACGGCUGGAAGAAGACUGACUUCACGGUGAACCUCAACACAUCCGCCAACGGCCCCUCCACACGCACCAACGGGACCUACGAGGAAACGACCAUGCCAAUGCUAGACAAAGGGGCGAAGAGAGACAUGAUUCCACUGAAUGACUUAGGCCCUGAAGCCUACUCUACACUGGACCAGCGGGAGAGGAGACGCUCUCUGGACAACUCCCUCGACACCACAGACACUUUACAGCGUGGGGUGUACGGGGGCAGAAAGGGUUCCCUGCCUCUGUUGGACUCCUACGAUGAAGAACUGAUGGUGUGCAUUACCCAGGGUGAGCUGCCCCAACCCUGCCACUGCUGAGCAGAGAACACUAGAGACCCAUGGACUUGCUCUCUCUCAUCCCCCUCUUUCUCUCCUUCCAUCGCAAGGCUAUGGGGGUUGGCAUCCAAAGAAAGUGGUUGUGUUGCAAUCAGAGUGAUAUUAAACACUCAAACUGAACACACACACACACACACACACACACACACCAUAGUAGCGUCAGAAAUAUAUUCCCUGUUAUUUAAAUUAUAUUGAUAUUCCCUUUUCUCAAGGCAAUCGUCUUUGUUUGACAAUCAUUGUUUAUUUCUGUUUUCUGGUUACUUACAUCCAACAUUUGGCUCAAUGAGUGUUUCCUGUCAUUUGUUAGAAUCCUCAUACUCAUCCGAGUGUUUUGUUAUUUUCAUCGUCGUGAAUCGGAUUACUGCCAUCUGCAUCCUGAGAUGAAUUUAUUUUUAAUAUCUGUAGGGUAUGUGUUUGUAUAUAAAAAGAGGAAAUGUUUUGAUUGGGGAGGAAGGUGUCUAUACCUUUUUUAGGGUUGAUUUUAAUUUAAGUGGUACCCAGAUUGGGAUUGGUGAGCGGAAAGGUCAUGCGUGGCUGCUGGACCAAUGGGGCUCGGUCCUCAUAGGUUUCAGAAUGUUUGUAUAGGAGUUAUUUUCACCUUUUCUAGGUAUAUUACAGGCUGGUUGGUUUUGGGGUAGUUGGGAGGAGCGUGUGAGGCCGGUGUGUAAGUGAGGGCCAUACAGGAGACCUGAGACCUGUGUGUGUGUGCAUGAGUGGUUUUAUUUAACAAACAAACAACCCAUAUGAGCCUGUUUUUUUUUUUUUUUUUAAGGGCUUCAUAUUGUGUGCUUUCAUGUUUUGUUUUUUACUCCUUUUGCAAAUAUCAUUUUUGUUGUCUCGGUUCUUUUCAAUUGUGGCUUUUACAGAUGUACCAACUGCCUCUUUCUUUUGUUGUGAUACCUUAUUUAAUUUUUUUUACAUUGCUAUUUUUUUGGAACCCUCCUGAGUCUGUGGUUAACGAUGGCUGUGAGAGUGCGAUCUCAUACACUUAUUGGAGUGUGGGUUUUGCUGCUGCUGUGCCGGUAGCAGGAAUACUACUGUUCACGCACGGUUAACAAGCACCACAGCUCUUAGUCCUACAUUUGCUCAUACGCUCGAUAACAUUCCAACACUAAACUAUAACACUAGGGACGCAUUCCCCACACUAUUAUACAGAACCCCACUACAGACCCGGGGCCUGUUCCCUAGGGUGGAUUGUUUUGGAACGCUUCCGUGAUCAAUCUUUUGCAUAGAGCUGGCAGAUUCUUGGUUCCGCAUGUUAAACAUUAAUCGUCUGUUCUAUCAGCAAUGCUCUGAACCUCCUAUACCACUAACAAUAACACUAGUUCAGUCAGUACUUGCUGUUACACUAGCCAGAACAAUGUGCUGUACGUAUGGACCCAAAAGGCAUUGGUUGAAAAAGAGGGGUUGGUUUUCUGUAGAAAUUACACUUAUGUUUCGGGAGAGUUGGAUUCCUCAGAGGUAACUCAAGUAUGAACAGACGGUAGGACCAGACUUGAGCAUAGACUAGGGGGGGAAAUGAAAAGCACAUUUUGGGAGCAUUUUUUUUGUAUUUUUUUAUAUAUACUUUGACUUUUCAUUUUGUGUCUGUGUUUUGGGUUUUUUAAUAUUGUUUUCUGAUUUGGGAAUGGUUGUUGGGAGUGGUGGGUGAAGCAUUAUGCAAUCUCUAUUCUACUUUUUUAUUUGAUUCUGCUUUUGUAACUUUUCUUUAAUGGCAAAGGAGACUACUCAACUUUUUUGUUUUUUUUAUAUCGUUGCCACAUGCGUCGUUUCUCUGUAGCAUUGCCUAUUCAUGUACAAAUAUGAUAAACUUGCCUUUGCUCUGAAAAGUUUCAUUUUCUUCAGUAAGAGUAUGUAACUGGCAAUGCUGUUUUUAUAAAAUAAAGAUCUUUUCUCAGA
Oncorhynchus tshawytscha (Chinook salmon) is the source of this 5241-nucleotide messenger RNA. Its product is annotated as catenin delta-1. Gene Ontology annotation, molecular function: cadherin binding. Bases 502 to 3324 code for a protein of 940 amino acids. Gene Ontology annotation, biological process: cell-cell junction assembly; cell-cell adhesion. The transcript is spliced from 24 exons. Gene Ontology annotation, cellular component: plasma membrane; adherens junction; nucleus. The record is from RefSeq and is a predicted model, not a curated record. NCBI's taxonomy places the organism in Eukaryota, Metazoa, Chordata, Actinopteri, Salmoniformes, Salmonidae.